UCUCUCCAAGGAUGAUAUAUUUGCUACCGAGGCAAUUAAACCAGUGAACAAAGCAAAAGAGAAAAUGCCAGAGACCAACCUGUUUGACGAUAACAUUGAUAUUUUUGCGGAUCUUACUGUAAAACCAAAAGAAAAGACCACCAAGAAAAAGGUGGAACAAAAAUCCAUAUUUGAUGAUGAUAUGGAUGAUAUCUUCUCUAGCAGCCAAGUCAAGAUACCCACUCCCAAAAGCAGAUCUUCCCAAGCAGCUUCAGAAGCAAAAUCUGAAAGCAAGACACUGAGCGCAUUUGAUGACCCACUGAAUGCCUUUGGAGGCCAGUAGCCGAAGGGAGCGUGUUGCAGAGAGGAGGCCUUCCUUAUGCCCUCUCCAGUAAUACUCUGGACUCUCUAAUCCACUAGAUCAGCUGAAAUCCGCCAGAGCUGAAAUGAGAUGGCUGUGGACAUUUAAAUGAGAUUAUCCAUUUAAAAUGGUUAGUAUUCUCUUGUGCUGGGUCUAAUUGUGCUAAAUGAUAUAUUUUUUAAAAAAGACAGUAACCUCCUGCUAUCUUGUUUCCACGGUGCCCAGAUGAAUAUAGACUGUGCAGUACCUGCAAUGAAGUAAUCUAUUAUACAAAGUAUAGUUUUAUUGAACAGAUCUAUAGGGAAGAUAAUUGAUAAAUAGUAAAUGGAGUCUGUUAAA
Messenger RNA from Apaloderma vittatum (bar-tailed trogon), 679 nucleotides. Its product is annotated as putative WASH complex subunit FAM21. The transcript has 2 exons. Bases 65 to 322 code for a protein of 85 amino acids. NCBI's taxonomy places the organism in Eukaryota, Metazoa, Chordata, Aves, Trogoniformes, Trogonidae. The record is from RefSeq and is a predicted model, not a curated record.